UCAGCUAAAUUAUUGAUAUAAAAACGGUCAUGGUUGGAGAAGAAGAUGUGCUUUUCCAGCUUGACCUGGAGCUACUCCUGGACGAUGAACCAAAGAUCAGCAGCCCGCACAAAGCAAGAUUUCAGAUGCACCGAUGGCUCAAGUUUAUGCCCCACAUACGGUUCCAGAACACCGAAUUUCCGAGGAAGGAUAGUCUUAAAAACCAGGUUUCGGCAGUUUUAAUGAACAACUCAGCUGCUGAUGUGUCAGUUAUGGUUGGCGGUAGGAGGUACAAGAGCUAUCUGAUGGCUUUGAAAUCGUAUUGCCGUCUGUUCCACGGCGAGGAGUACCAGACCGGAGAUACUUUGAUGCUGUGUGACGGGUCGAUAACACCCGAAUCCUUCGAGAUCGCCUAUUCGUGGAUGACCCAGCACCAGGUAUACUUCUAUGGCGAGCAGAUUCUGGAUCUCUUGGUGGCCGCAAAGGCUCUUAUUUGCCCGGAACUGACUCGCGCCAUCUACGAUUGCCUGAACAACCAUAACAACUUUUCCGAGCUGGAGGCUUUCGAUUGUUACGGACGGGCCAUGGAAAAAGGAAUGACUGAGGUAGCCAUGCUGAUGCUAGGUCGGGUCGGCAAGUGCUUUCUGGUCCUGGUGGGCACAUCCCAAUUCAGCCAGCUGAGUGUGGAGCACUGCAGCAUCGUGCUUGGCUCAAGCCAUCUUGCUGUACAAUCGGAAAUAGAGACUCUCUAUGCAGCUCUGGGAUGGAUAUACAAAGAUUAUGAGGGACGCAAGAAGGAUAUCGGUCUUGUUCUAGACAGCGUUAAGUUUAGUUGGCUGCCGCCCCUAUUUCUACUUUGUUUGGCGGAUUACCUGCCGGACUUGCAGCCGGAAGUGGCGGAUCAACUGUGCGGCUUCAUCGAUGCCGGGAUGGCUAUGCAACAGUGCGAAGCCCUCACUCCGUUCAUGCGGCACGGGGAGAGCGAGGGAAGUCGUAACUGGAUCGUGGACCCAAAGUGUCCCUACAAACACCAUUUGCAUCAUGGCUUUCCCGAUAAAGUAAGCAUGGAAGCAUUCAUCGAUUAUAUAAAAUCGAUUCAGGCCAAUCCCAACAAGUUCCGUGCCCGCUUGGAGGACGGCCCCAAGCCAUCGUGGCGUAGUUCUGAGCCAUCGCAGGAAAGCAUCGAUGUAGGAACGGAAAGCCAGGAUAUGACAUCUGUCCGACAUAAGGUUGAAGAAAAGCUAUCUGCAAUUCUAAAGAAAUCUUGGGAGGACCAAUCCGAACCGAAACUAUCAAACACCAGUCUUUCUCAGUUCAUGCCGACAGAGUUCUCGUCAUUGGAGGAAUUGGAGUACCGCUCCUGGUCGAAAAUCGUUAAAAAACGGGAAGAGGAUAAUCUUUAUGGGUAUAAUCGUCCCGAACGAUUCAAGGCGAUGCCUUCCCGAAAACGGCCCAGAUCUUAG
This is a messenger RNA of Drosophila bipectinata, 1442 nucleotides long. RefSeq lists its product as uncharacterized. The record is from RefSeq and is a predicted model, not a curated record. Lineage: Eukaryota; Metazoa; Arthropoda; Insecta; Diptera; Drosophilidae.